AAAAAAAACAUAUUUUAUAAAUGAUCUAAACCUGGAUAGACAUUUUUAAACUGGUUAAAUAAGCCAACAAAGUAUAUUAAGGUAAAAUUGUGUGUUAUUAGGACUUUUAACUAAGUCAUCAUGGUAUACGGAAGGAAGCUAAAAGAAGAACAGUGGAAUUAGAAUUAUAUUUUUUUCCUGGAACAAGUUUAUUUGAUCAAAGAAAUAUUAAGAUAAUUAACAUCAUCAUGAGACGAAUGAAUAACUUAAUGACUUUGUUUACGGCAAUGGUGGCGUUUUUCUUUGGAUUUUUUAUAACAAAACUUUUAACUACUGUGGACAAAUGUCCCACACAAAAAAGUGGCGUUCAUAAGUUAGAACCACAUCCGGAAUUAUUUUUAAUGGUACUUGUCUUAAGUGCUCCCCGUUACGAGGAAAAACGUAAUGCUAUACGUGAAACAUGGACUAAAUUGGGCAAACCAUUACAGUUACCUUAUUAUCCCGAAGAAUUUGUGCAUUUGCCCUAUUAUGGAGCAAGAGGUCAUCUGGAAGUUGAAGGUCCGCCAGAGCAAGCAAAUCGUUUGCAUAUUUUUAUGGAUUGGAUGGAAGAACAAAACCAUAGAAAAGUGGACAAUACCAAAAGAAAUAUAAAAGUAAAAUAUUUCUUUGCCAUUGGUACGCAAGGUUUGGAUCCUGCUUUACGAUCUCAAUUGGAAAAAGAGCAGAAGAAGAAUUUGGAUUUAUUGUUACUGCCACGUUUAACAGAUAGCUAUGCUAAUUUAACUGAAAAACUUCUACAUUCCUUGGACGCGCUAACACAUCAUUAUGAAUUCAGUUAUUUACUUAAAGUGGACGACGACACCUAUGUGAAAUUAGAUUAUUUGUUAAAUGAGUUGGUGUCUUAUGACCGUAAAUUAAUAAGAAGGAGUCAUGAAUAUGGAGCGCAGCCUUUGCCGAAUUUAUAUUGGGGCUACUUUAAUGGCAAAGCUAAUAUAAAAACCAAGGGACAAUGGAGCGAACCACACUAUUAUCUUUCGUAUCGUUACAACACUUACGCUUUAGGUGGUGGUUAUGUAAUUUCCCGUAAACUAUGUGAAUAUGUGGCCAAUAAUUCUCAUAGUCUCUCAACUUAUGUAAGCGAAGACGUUUCAAUGGGUACUUGGUUGGCGCCAUUUCGAAAUGUUUAUCGUCGUCACGAUCCCCGCUUCGAUACCGCCUAUAUGGCUAGAAAAUGUAAAAAAUACCAUUUGGUAUUGCACAAACGCAACGAGUCUUUAAUGAAGGAUUUAUACAAUAAUAAACUUUGCUCAUUUGAAGUGACUAACGAGCAAAAGUUACAAAGGCCACCAGAAUAUUAUUAUGAUUGGCGUAAGACUGCCGAUAAGUGUUGCGAUAAUUUAGUCAUAUAAAUAUUUAUUUAUGUACGUGUAUUUAUGUGCCAGAUUAGUUUAUGCUAAAUCUAAUUGUCUAGUAAUAAAAAUUAUUUAAAUGCCUUAAAAUUUUAGUAAAUAUGAUAUUUAAAACCAUGCUAGAACAAUGUAAGUUGUAUUAUGUUUAAAACCAAAGCUCAAAUAAAAAGUUAGUCAAAUAUACAACAAAAA
Molecule: messenger RNA, 1580 nt
Organism: Calliphora vicina (urban bluebottle blowfly)
Lineage: Eukaryota; Metazoa; Arthropoda; Insecta; Diptera; Calliphoridae
Gene: beta3GalTII
Product: beta-1,3-galactosyltransferase 6
Exons: 1
Coding region: 228-1388 (386 amino acids)
Biological process (GO): glycosaminoglycan biosynthetic process
Cellular component (GO): Golgi membrane
Molecular function (GO): UDP-galactosyltransferase activity
Source: RefSeq, a predicted model, not a curated record